Messenger RNA from Sus scrofa (pig), 1689 nucleotides. Its product is annotated as olfactory receptor 5AP2-like. NCBI's taxonomy places the organism in Eukaryota, Metazoa, Chordata, Mammalia, Artiodactyla, Suidae. Gene Ontology annotation, molecular function: G protein-coupled receptor activity; olfactory receptor activity. Gene Ontology annotation, biological process: G protein-coupled receptor signaling pathway. Gene Ontology annotation, cellular component: membrane. The record is from RefSeq and is a predicted model, not a curated record.
UUGAUGUUUAAAAGGACAGAAGGAAAUAACUGUCAAAGGGCAUCAGGAACAUAUUUACUCACAGAGGCACAAGAGAUUGGGGAAGAGGCCUCACAAUUACUGAUCACCUACUGAGUCCCCGACCUUCAGAGGUCUUGUCAUUUAGGACACGCAGCGAGCCUGAGAAGUAGGCAUGUUUUCCCCAUUUCAUACAAGAUAAAACUAAGGGUCAAGGAUAGAGAACUGGUGAGUGCCAUCGUCAGAACUAAGCCUUGCAUCUGCCUGGCUUCACAGCCGGGUCCUCUGCACUGUGGCAGGAUGCUUCCCACUGGCUUCUCGUAGAAGAAGCCUUGCACCUGCUCUUCCCCCUCACUGUACCUUGCACAGUGCAAGCAAUACUGUCUGAGUGAUUAGCCAUUGUCACCUCUGCAGAUGGCUCCUGGAGACCCGGCCCGUGCCAGUGGCAACGACACCCCAGUCACCCAGUUCAUCUUGCUGGGGUUCUCCAAGUAUCCAGACCUCCAGGAGCUUUUCUUUGGAGGCUUCCUGCUCAUCUACGCCGUGACAGUGGUGGGCAACCUGGGAAUGAUGGCACUCAUCUUCACAGACUCCCGUCUCCACAGCCCCAUGUACUUCUUUCUCAGUGUCCUCUCUUUUCUUGAUAUCUGUUACUCUUCUGUGGUCACACCCAAGCUGUUGGCCGAUCUUCUGGUCUCGGACAAGUCCAUCUCUUUCGCGGGCUGUGUGGUCCAGAUGACCUUCUUUGUGAUGCAUGCGACCGCAGAGAGCUUCCUCCUGGCCUCCAUGGCCUGUGACCGCUACAUGGCCAUCUGCCGACCCCUCCAUUAUGGCUCCAUCAUGACCAAGGAAACCUGUCUCCAGCUAGUGGCUGCUUCCUACGCAUUUGGUGGAGCUAACUCUGCUAUUCAGACGGGGAAUGUCUUCUCUCUGCCUUUCUGUGGGCCUAACCAGGUGGCACACUUCUUCUGUGACAUCCAACCCCUCCUCCGCCUGGCUUGUGCCAACACAGCCGUGGCAGGAGUGGUCCUCUAUAUCUUCUCUGCUCUGGUUACCUUUCUGCCGGCUGCCCUCAUCCUCACCUCCUACAGCUCAGUCUUGGCGGCCAUUGGGAGGAUGCGCUCAGCAGCUGGGAGGGAGAAGGCCCUCUCUACCUGUGCCUCCCACUUCCUGGCCAUUGCCCUCUUCUAUAGCACUGUCAUUUUCACCUAUGUCCAACCGCAUGGAUCCACGAAUGAUGCCAGUGGCCAAGUCGUGUCUGUCUUCUACACCAUCAUAACCCCCAUGCUCAACCCCUUCAUCUACAGCCUCCGCAACAAGGAGGUGAAGGAUGCCCUGCAGAGGAAGCUCCGGAUCAAGCUCUUUCCCUGCUGAGCCCUGCAACGUUGCUUAUGAGAGAAAGGAAGGCUUGGUAUCUUCCAGAUCACGUUAUGAAUUGACUCCCACCGGGAGCAUUCUGGUUUGGAAGGAGGAGGGAUUAAGGAAGAAGCAGCAAAUAUCAUAAUUUGUGAUUCUCUUAUUUUACAAAUGAAGGAUCUGCGACUCAGUAAAAAUAAGUUAACUACCUAAGUCAUAUCUAAGUUGGUGAGAGAGUGAGAGUUCAACAUCAGGACUGCCUCAUCGAAACCACAGAUAUUUCUUUCUUCUUUCUCUCUUGCUUGCUUGCUUGCUUGCUUCUUUUCUUUCUUGCUU